Molecule: messenger RNA, 381 nt
Organism: Cryptosporidium muris RN66
Lineage: Eukaryota; Apicomplexa; Conoidasida; Eucoccidiorida; Cryptosporidiidae
Exons: 2
Coding region: 1-381 (126 amino acids)
Source: RefSeq, a predicted model, not a curated record
AUGGAUAGAGAGAAAACAGGAAGAAUUAAUGAUACAAAACUUAUCCAUAUGCUCAAAUCUAUUGGUGUUAAACUUAGUAGAAGAGACUUAUUAGCUAUAUCAGCAGAGGUUAGGGAAAGAGGAGAAUAUACAGUGGAUGAUAUAUUAAAAAUAGGAGAAGUUGUCUAUAAUGAUGAAGUAAUAGCUAAAGAUCUUGUCGAUGCUCUACUUUUCAUUUCAGGUGGAAGAGAUAUUAUUAGUGCCUCUGAAUUACGUCGAUAUCUUCUUUUAACAGGUUCAAUUGUCAAGUUGACAGAAGAAGAAGUAGACUGCAUACUUAGUGAUAUUGGAGAAUCCGUAAUAAAUAUAUAUGACUUCGUUGCAUAUUGCAUAACUGAAUAG